UAACACCAGCGCAGCAGCUAGCUUACCUCCAUCGUGUGUGUCCGUCUGUCCAUGGCGCCGUCGGAGACGAUGCUGGAGUCGGCGGCGUACAGGCGGAUGAAGGCGGAGAACCCGUCCGAGUUCGUGCCGCGCAGCGUCUUCUUCGCGCGCGACGGCGGCAGCGGCAUCGACCGCCGCAACAGCCUCUGGGUCAAGGCGGCGCUCGUCUACGAGUCCGUCACCGGCAGCCACGUCGACGACGGCGUCAAGCCCCUCGCCACCAGCCUCUUCCUCCAGGUCGCCCGCGAAUGCCGCUCCCGCAUCCCCGACGACCCACCGCAGACCAAGGCCACGGUGGUGACGGACGCCCUCAAAAAAGUACCGGCUGCCGUGGCUACGCCUAUUGCCGGCGCGGGCGGCGGCGAAGAUGACUCAGAGGAGAAACCGAACAAGACGGCGGAGCUGCACGACGAAGAAAAGGAGUCGGACGACAAGCAGGUGAUCGACGCCGUCUUCCUCGUCGUCGGCUUCCUCACGAGGCUGGUCAAGACCGCCGCGGGCGUCAGGCGCGACGCCGUCGACGAGGGGUUCAAGUCCACGCACAUGCAGGACAUCGUCACGGACAUGAUCAAGCUGGAGAACCAGCUCCCCCUCAAGCUCAUCCUCGACGUCGUCGAGCACGUCCAGGACGCGGCACGCGCCGUCGCCGCCGAAGCCAGGUUCGAGGGGCUCCGGAAAUGCCUCGAGGGGUACAAGCUCGGCUUCAACCCCGCCACCUUCUUCGACGACGUCGUCAGGCCCUUCUGCUGGUACUACUCGCCCUUCUUCAACAAGCAGCUGCCGGCCGUGGACCGCGGCAUGUUCGACGGCAACCACGAGAUCACGCUCCUGGACUUCCUGCGCGCCAGCGUGGUGCCGGCGCCGCCGGGCGCGGAGAAGGGGGCGGCCGCCGGCGGCAGGACGUCCCGCAUGCCGACGGCCAGGGAGCUGAGCCGCUCUGGCGUGCGGAUCGCGCCGGGGGAGGACGGACGCGCGACGGUGGAGUUCGACGAGGCGUCCGCCAGGCUGCAGCUGCCGGCGCUGGUGUACGACUUCAAGCUGGCCACGGUGGCCCGGAACCUGCUGGCGCGGGAGUACGAGGAGCAGAACAAGCCGGUGACGCGCUACUUCCAGAUGAUGAACGAGCUCGUCGACGAGGCGGCCGACGCCAAGAUCCUCCGCCGCGCCGGCGCCGUGCGCGGUGGCGGGGCGUCCGGCGCCGAGGUGCACGAGCUGGUCAAGCGCAUCGACGGCUACGCGACGUACCCGUCGGUGUACAUGGCCAUGGACGUGCAGAUCGCGAAGGUGAGGCGGUUCCACGACAUGAGGAUGCAGAACUUCCUCGUCCGCUACCGCCCCGGCGUCAUCUGGGCGUCGUCGGUGGCCGCCGUCUCCUUGGUCGCCAUUGUCGCCGCCAGGAGACGGGGGUGAGGAAGCCAACGGCGGCUAACCAAGGCCCGUGCAUGAAGAUUGUACAACUUGAAGUGUAAUGUUGUGUCUUGUGGUAAUGUGUACCGGUGUACAAUGUGUAAGUCCAAGCAAAGAUGAUUGGAUGCGGG
This is a messenger RNA of Triticum dicoccoides, 1577 nucleotides long. RefSeq lists its product as uncharacterized. The record is from RefSeq and is a predicted model, not a curated record. The transcript has 2 exons. Lineage: Eukaryota; Viridiplantae; Streptophyta; Magnoliopsida; Poales; Poaceae. The coding region runs from base 52 to 1449 and encodes 465 amino acids.